CUGUGCGUUAUGUAUUUAACAAAUUUGUUCAAACAAACCUUAAGUCGAUUUUGACAAGUGAGAAAAACGAAUUCAAUUGCACUACAUUGUUACAAAUUAAUAUAAAAAUUUGUGAAUUAGAAUUAAAUUUUAUAUAAUUCUUUAUCGCUAAGUGUUUUAUAUCUUUGCAAAACGCAGUUUGUAUAAUGCUUAUUUGUUUAUGAUCUGUUUAUAACCUAAUUAUUUGUUUAUAACCCAUAAGCGAAAAUAAUGCAACAAGUUGCAUGGAAUUUUAGUCUUUAUUCAGCAUAGUACAGCAUAAUAAUUUAUUUUGACAUACUGUGAUUUAUUCUCUACGAGAUAAACGAAAUUGAAAUAUGUCUUCCUUGUUGCAAGGAAAGAAAUUUGAUUGCCGAGUUAGCUCAGUGCUGAAUAAGAAUAUUCGGUCUUUUGGCAAGAAGAACAUGUUUGAUAAGUCUACUGAAACAUGUUGGAACUCUGAUGCGGGCAGUCCACAAUGGGUUGUCAUCAAUUUUGAAGAAGAACAUAGCGUUUCCAGCUUUGAGAUAGAAUUUCAAGGAGGAUUUGCUGGGAAAGAAUGCUAUUUAGAAGCUGGCAGCGAUGAAAAAGAUACAACAGUUGUAGAAGCGUUUUAUCCUGAAGAUACAAACAAAGUGCAACGGUUUAGCUUGAACAAUCAAAUUAAGGCUAAGACUUUCAGAUUUCUAUUUAAUCAAAGCACCGACUUUUUUGGCAGAAUUAUUAUAUACAAUUUGUCAUUGUACUCGUGAUACUAAAUAAAUAUCUAUUCUAAUAUA
Linepithema humile (Argentine ant) is the source of this 797-nucleotide messenger RNA. Its product is annotated as nuclear receptor 2C2-associated protein. The record is from RefSeq and is a predicted model, not a curated record. NCBI's taxonomy places the organism in Eukaryota, Metazoa, Arthropoda, Insecta, Hymenoptera, Formicidae.